Molecule: messenger RNA, 654 nt
Organism: Symbiodinium natans
Lineage: Eukaryota; Dinophyceae; Suessiales; Symbiodiniaceae
Source: the annotation of a GenBank genome assembly
AUGCAGCUAGACUCGUUGGACUUGUUCAGCCUUUCACUCGCAAUUCGAGGCCUUCGCUUCAUAGUGAAGAACAGCAAGUCCCUCUUCCUGAGCUUUCCGGAGUUUUUCGAGCAGUUGGUGCAAAGUUUGAGGAUUCACUGCGAAUGCAAUCCGAUUCUUAUUGUCCAAGCUUGCCGACAUUGGUUCAACGCCCUGGCCAAAGAGGCCUUGCAAGCCGACGCCUGCAAGCCAUUCAAAGAUAUGGUUCUCCGACACGCUAGCAUGCUGAGGGUCCCACUGUCCUCCAUCAAAAGUUCCAUGCGAUUGUCCACUUCAGCCAGACCUGCGAUGGGCAUUUUUGCGGGCUGCGCAGGUUUGCAGAGCCAUCAAAGUUCAUCAGCACUGCUUCCACCGCUUCCACGUGGCAGAGACGUCGCUCCUAACUGCUCUGUCAGCUGCAGCUUCUCAGGCCGCUUGAUGAAGUUUCAGCACCAUGUGGAGCUUAGGAGACGGUUUCAAGCACGUCGUUUCAGUUUUCGUCAAGAUUCGGCAAGAUUCCCAGGUGGUUACUUGGAGUCGGUGCUGGAGACGACUUUCCAGACUUUCGGCUCCGUUUGGAGUGCAGCCGUUGGCGCGUGGCAGUAUGGUGCCGCCGGUGCUGCUGCCGGUCAUUGA